UCCAGAUGCCGAACGUAGAGAAACACUUUGGAGAAGAUGCCAAUAUCUCUUCGCCGUAUAUUACUGCUUUCACACGUUAUCGCUGCUGUCAGGGCUCUGUCCACCUUUCGUCCUAAAGCACGACAAGUGCCUUAUUGAGGUUCUUCAGAUCUUCGUGCCAGAGUACUGGAAAUUUCAGAAUCGAACUUGUUGACCCAUCAUGGCGAGUCUCGCAAAGCUCUUCUCGUUGGAGGGCAAAACAGCCGUAGUAACAGGAGGAACGAGAGGCAUUGGUGCGGCCAUGGCCGUGGCUCUGGCUGAAGCUGGUGCAGAUAUCAUCCUCGUCCAGAGAGAUGAAAGCGACAAGAAGACGUAUAAUCAAAUCCUGGACCUUGGGAGAAAAGCGACCAUAGUCACAGCAGAUCUCUCGGACCCAUCAUCUGUGGCCAAGGUCAUUCCAGACCUGGCGAAAGCUGGACAUGAUAUGCACAUUCUGCUGACAAGUGCCGGUAUCCAAAAGAGGCAUCCUUCCCAUGAGUUCCCUCUCGAAGACUGGAACUCGGUAUUACAGGUCAACCUUACAACGGUGUUCACGUUAUGUCGCGAUUUCGGCGCAUAUCUCUUGUCUAAGCCAGAGCCAACAUCACGAUCCAGAGGCAGUAUCAUCAAUAUUGCUUCUCUUCUUACAUUCCAAGGUGGAGUCACUGUGCCUGCAUAUGCAGCCUCGAAAGGUGGAGUGGGACAGUUGACGAAAGCACUCAGCAAUGAAUGGGCGAGUAAAGGUAUUCAGGUCAAUGCUAUUGCGCCGGGAUAUAUCGACACCGACAUGAACGAGGCUCUGAUCGCGAACGAGACGAGGGCGAGGCAGAUAUUGGAAAGGAUACCGGCAGGACGAUGGGGAAAGCCUGAGGAUUUCAAAGGUGCCGUCGUGUUUCUGGCUAGCAACGCAAGCACAUACGUAAGUGGUGAGGUUUUGACGGUCGACGGAGGUUGGAUGGGUCGGUAAAGGGCGUUAUUCGCACUCAUUCAGCGGCAACAUGUUACCAGUACGUUGAGCUGGAGUUUGUGCUCGCAGCGUCUGGACUUGAGUGAAGGAAAAAGUUGACGACAAUAUUUAAGUGAGUAUUGCAUUGCAUUCAAAGGAUGGAAUCAAAAGACGUUCU
This is a messenger RNA of Exophiala viscosa, 1142 nucleotides long. Its product is annotated as 2-deoxy-D-gluconate 3-dehydrogenase. The record is from RefSeq and is a predicted model, not a curated record. Gene Ontology annotation, molecular function: oxidoreductase activity, acting on the CH-OH group of donors, NAD or NADP as acceptor. Lineage: Eukaryota; Fungi; Ascomycota; Eurotiomycetes; Chaetothyriales; Herpotrichiellaceae. The coding region runs from base 200 to 985 and encodes 261 amino acids. The transcript has 3 exons.